AUGUCGAGCCAGAUGCCGGGCGGGGCGCCGGGCCAGAUGCACUUCGUUGGUGCGUCGAGCACGCAGGACGACGUCGGGACGUUUAAUGGCGGCAGCUACAGGGUUAGCCAUAGGGACAGCAACACGAUUUUGACGGUGCAGUUGGCGGUGGGGUGUCCGCUUGUUGCGAAGCCUGGCGCAAUGAUCGCAAUGUCUCCAACCGUAACCCUCAAGGGCGCCGUCAAGUUCUCCAUGAAGAAGCUCAUCGCCGGCGGCGAAAUGGCGACCUCGACGUACACAGGUCCCGGCGAGCUUCUGCUGGCUCCGGAUGCGCUCGGCGACGUGACCAACAUCCGGCUCAACGGCCAGGAGCAGUGGUCCGUCGGCAAGGACGCGUUCCUCGCGGCGACGCAGGGCGUGGUCAAGGAGUAUAAGAGCCAAGGAUUUGCGAAGGCGAUGUUUUCGGGGGAGGGCCUGUUCGUAUACAAGAUGUCUGGGACGGGGAUCCUGUGGAUUACGAGCUUGGGGGCUAUCAUCAGGAAAGACCUCCAAGACGGCGAGCGAUACAUCGUUGACAACAACCACCUCGUGGCCUGGAACUGCAAGUACGUCCUCGAGCGCGUCGCCAGCGGCGGCAUCAUCUCCGGCAUCUCCUCGGGCGAAGGCCUCGUCUGCAAGUUCACCGGCCCAGGCACCGUGUUCAUCCAGACCAGGAAUCCUCUCGCGUUCUCACAAUGGCUUGCUGCGCACUCGGUUGCACAGUGA
Molecule: messenger RNA, 744 nt
Organism: Coniosporium apollinis CBS 100218
Lineage: Eukaryota; Fungi; Ascomycota; Dothideomycetes
Exons: 3
Coding region: 1-744 (247 amino acids)
Source: RefSeq, a predicted model, not a curated record